Messenger RNA from Spodoptera littoralis (African cotton leafworm), 504 nucleotides. The record is from the annotation of a GenBank genome assembly. NCBI's taxonomy places the organism in Eukaryota, Metazoa, Arthropoda, Insecta, Lepidoptera, Noctuidae.
AUGUUCGCUAAAAUUUUAGCUGUCAGCGCUUUGGUGGCUGUGGCCCGCGCUGGUCACCUCGGGCUUGGCGGAUACUCGGUGUCCUCCCAGCACAACCUGGUGCACCACGACUCGCAUUACGCGGCAGCUCCCCUCGCCACUUACGCUCACGCCACGCCCCUGGUACACGCCGCGCCCGUCGUCCAUGCUCCCGUCGUUCACGCUGCACCCGUCGCCCACGUCAUCGCUGCCCCCGUUGAAGUACAUGGAGGCCACUACAGCCACGGACAUGAGGACUACUAUGCUCACCCCAAAUACAAGUACUCCUACUCUGUGGAAGACCCUCACACUGGCGACCACAAGUCCCAGCACGAGGUCCGUGAUGGCGAUGUCGUGAAGGGAGAAUACUCUCUGCUGCAGCCUGAUGGCUCUUUCCGCAAGGUGUCCUACACAGCUGAUGACCACAACGGGUACGUAGAACAAAACAAUAUAAAUCAUUCAUUCUUCUUCGAUCUGAAUAGUUAA